GUAAACAUUGCGCCCAUAUUUGCCGACUUGAAGCCCAAACUACCGGCAAAUGUUGAGCCUUUCACCCGAUUUAAGCUCAACAGCUCAGCCAUCUCUGAACUGCCGGCCAAUGUGUUCAGUGGCGUUCCCUUCGCUAAAAUGCAUAUCCAAAACGCUUACGCCUUAAAGCGUGUCCACAGACUGGCCUUCAACGGCACCGAACGCACCGUUCAAGUCAUUAAUUUUUCCAACAGUCCGGUCAGUGAAGUGGUUGUCGGCGAUUGGGAUCUCUUCGGUGCCAUUCGUUUGGUCAAUGGUUUGCGAGAUCUCGUGAUGUCGACCACUGCCCUGACAUCCCUGCCCUCUAUGGCUAUAUCUAAUUUGCCCAAAUUGAGCACGGUGGAAAUACUGUACCACCGCAUACAACCCGUGGCCACCAACGCGUUCCACAAUCUACCGUCGCUACAGUCGAUUGCCAUCCGAUACGGUCGACUCGAGUUUAGAGAACACGCGUUUACUGUGGGUCGCAGUCCUAAUAGCCGUCCGCUGCAAAUCCUAUUUCCCGACGAAUCCCUGUCCGACAACUCGUUCACUAAAGCGGUGUUCGACGGUAUCGGACGUCCGGCCACUAUAUCUCUGGACGCAAACUCUGUCAGCCAUUUGGAUAAAACAGUUUUCAACAGCUUUUUGGCCGAAAACUCAUUUAAUACAGUCUACGACCGGACCUUCAAUUGCAGCGACACUCAAAAUAAUUGGGUCAGCGAUAAGUAUCACAAAGUUUGUGUGUGUAUUGUUGGCUAUAAUGGAAAUCACGCGAGAAUUCAGAGCUACGAGAAUAUAACGACUGCCGGCUGUGGAGUCGGGAGGAGAGGGAGUCUUAUGGACAACAAGUGCUUCACUUAUCAUCCAAACAGUAAUACAAUGUUUGCCGGCAUUCAAAACGGACGGGUAGUCCAGAAGGGAGAGCAGCCGUGGGCUGUGUUUAUCACAGAUUUAAAAAAUGGACAUUGUGGCGCAAAUUGUGCGGUGACUGACAUUCGUGUAUAUCCGGGUCUAACGAACCAAAGCUUUACGAGCCAUCCAUACUAUACGGGCGGUCAGUAUUUCAUUACAUCCGAGUUUGAGACCAAUCAAUUGAAGACUUAUGACUUGGCAUUAAUCCGACUCAACACUACUAUACCAUUGGACGGUACGUCCGGUUCGUCGGGUAUUAACUCGAUUUGUUUGCCCGAAGAGAUGGCCGUCAAUGAGGCGGAAGAAUACGUGCAAUUGGUUGGGUUCGGGAACGACAACGAUAACGGGACGGGAGCGGGAAUACAGCGAAUUGGUUUUGCUAAACUUAUGAAAGCCGUUGCGGACAACACUUAUGGCCAAAACUACGGUUUCGCUGCACAACGCAUACCAUUCCCGUCGGGUUCGGGGUGA
Medioppia subpectinata is the source of this 1404-nucleotide messenger RNA. NCBI's taxonomy places the organism in Eukaryota, Metazoa, Arthropoda, Arachnida, Sarcoptiformes, Oppiidae. The record is from the annotation of a GenBank genome assembly.